UUAAAAGUUGUGUCAAAAGUUUACAAUAUUAUUCAACAUAAAAGUAAUUGAUUUAGUUUAGGAAAGAUUGUGAAAAAACUUAUGAGAUUAUCAGUGAAAAUAGAAUUAUAAUGUGUGCGUGUUAAAUUUGUGCAGAAAUAGUUCGAGAUCAAGCGCGAUUUUCGACUUCGUAGUUUACGUCUUGCCUGUGUGCUGUGUAUGUCUCAGGCCGAAUAUUUAACCAUAAAGAUGGAGGUUGAGAUAUGUUAAAGUCUUCAAGAUGACAUCUCAUAGAAUAGAAGUAUGCCAUUCAGCAGACCUUAAGAAGCUGUUGCUGGAAGCUGGCGUGGUGUGCGCGCGGACAGUGGCACAAUCUGAGGAAUCAUCGCUUAGCUCUGAAGAGACUGUCAAAGAUGUACCAGGUCACGAAAUAGAAGCUGAACACGAGGAAAUUGUGGUACAUGAGGAAUCAACGUAUCCCACUGAAGAGAUUACAGAGGAACAGCCGGAAAUAUUUCCAACACCGUCCUUGAGAAAAAUGUUACCCGACAAAAUAAGAAUGAUCGAAAAACAUAAUCGAAUUCACGUUCUACCAGAAGUAUUCAAAACUGAUAUAGACCCAAUGAAGAUACCCAGGAUAUUGAACACACAUCCUCAAAAGUAUAUCAACGAUUUGGCUGAAAUCACAGGAUGCAAAAAUUAUAUGAAUAGUUUAGCGGAGUUCUGGUUUUUGGAUACUUUAGCUAAUUUGUUAAGACGGGCACAGGAAGAUGGGUUUGAGAAACCUUCUCAGGUUGUGCUUAUCCAAUGGUUUUGUGAAUGGAUGAAGGAGAUUCAACAUUUUGAUGCUGCGACCAGACAACGUAUGCUCAAGAGAUUUAAGGAUACCAUGCUACUAGCUGCUGGAUACCUGGCCCAGUACGAUGAGCUGCCUGUCCCCGCGGACGUAGGUGUGUCAUACAAGCCGGAGGAGACCGCGGGCGCCAGUCUGCCCCCCACGGCAACGGCUUCCAAGCAACUCGUUACCUUUGAAAACUUUCAAUGCUGUCUCACUGAUUUGACUAAGAUAAUUCAUUACAUUUUUGAUUUGUUUAGUUCAGACUUCCAGUACGAUCUGAUCCGAUCAGUGUUCACUUUCACGCCGGAGUAUCGGAUAAUAGACGCGCCGCACACACUGCAGCAACCUAAGCGUUUCUUCACAACCUACAAACCUAAACCCAAAGAAAAGGCGCCCAAAAAAGAAAAGGAACAAAAAACGGCCAAGGGGAAGAAGAAAGAAGUCGAAUCUGAACAAUUCUUACAUUUAAUUCAGCUUCAAAACGAAAUAGAGCGCGAGAAAGAAGAAGAACUCGAGAAGGAGAGAGAAGAUUGGCACAGACGGAGUCAUUUGCUGCCGCUAGCGUUUGCGGUCACAGAUGAGUUCUUUGAUAAGUACUGGCCACCGCCUACACCGGAAAUCGUUUCUAUACCAGAACCCGAGCCUAAAGGGAAGGGAAAGAAGAAAUAGAACUAGUCUUUUAUUUAUAAUCUUUAACCAAUCUUAACAAGUUUUAAGACAACGCCAUCUUACGGUAUUCUGUGAACUAAUAAAUUAAGUUUUUCUCAUAGUUUACUAGAUGGCGUAAAACUUGUAUUUUAUUGCAUUUGUUUUCAUAAUUUUAAUAAAUCAGAACAAGCAUUGAUUAUAAUAUUUAUUCGUACAUAUUUUAAUAUACUGGAAUUAUAGAAUUAUGAUAAAAUGCUACAUCGAAUACUAAAUAUAUGACACAUAGAACCAACAUAGAAGCAUCUAUUUUCACAUUUAUAUGUUAUCGAAACACAAUGGAAAUACAUGUCAGUUUCCAAAAGAUACAUAAAUUAUGAUAAGUUCAAAUGAUGACAAUAAAUUAAUUUGAUAUAUGGUAGCUUAUAUUAACAUAGAUAUUUU
Messenger RNA from Papilio xuthus (Asian swallowtail), 1906 nucleotides. RefSeq lists its product as uncharacterized. The record is from RefSeq and is a predicted model, not a curated record. The coding region runs from base 260 to 1486 and encodes 408 amino acids. NCBI's taxonomy places the organism in Eukaryota, Metazoa, Arthropoda, Insecta, Lepidoptera, Papilionidae. The transcript has 9 exons.